Molecule: messenger RNA, 972 nt
Organism: Drosophila elegans
Lineage: Eukaryota; Metazoa; Arthropoda; Insecta; Diptera; Drosophilidae
Exons: 1
Coding region: 1-972 (323 amino acids)
Molecular function (GO): nucleic acid binding; zinc ion binding
Source: RefSeq, a predicted model, not a curated record
AUGCAAAACGAGUUGCCAAAAAUACACAUAAAGUCUUUUUCUGGUGACUACAAGGAGUGGCCAGCAUUCAAGAACAUCUUCGAGAGCACGAUUCACAGCAAGCAGCAUUUGACAGGGAUACAAAAGUUUCACUACUUUAAGACAUACAUUGCGGGUGAAGCAGAUGACUUGAUACGUCAUAUGCCAAUUACGGAUGCAGCUUACGAGUCUGCUUCGAAUUGCUUGAUUGAGCGCUAUAACAGACCACGUCACAUUGUAAACACUCUGCUGGAUACUUUUGUAAACUUACCCUCGACAUCCAGAGCAGAUGUAUCAAUACUGCGAAAAGUAACAGACGGAGCUACAGAGAUUGUACGCGGCUUAGAUGCAGCAGGGCAAACAGACAGGGACUGCUGGGUAAUUCAUUUCAUUCUGACCAAGAUUGACGCUGAAACUCGACGCAAGUGGAUUGAGGGCAGCCGUGAACUGGAAUCGCCGACUGUGGACGAUCUACUCAAGUUUUUAGACCGCCGCUGCGAGGAAUUUGAGCUCAGCAAAAGUGAGCCUGACAAAGUCUUCCAAGUUGGCUCACAGCAAAACAAAGCCAAGCGAUCGUCACACGCCUUGGUAUCAACGGAGGACGGUGCUUGUGCUAAAUUUAACUCCAAGGAGCACAAGAUCUUUAUCUGCCCAAAGUUUAUGGACUUAUCAGUGGAGCAGAGACGCACUUUUGUUAAAGCUAAAUCCUUUUGCUUAAAUUGCUUGAAGUUCGGGCAUGUGUCACGCAGGUGUGAAUCCAAAUUCACAUGCAGAACUUGUCACAAUCGUCACCACUCUCUACUACAAGUAGAAGAUUCUACUGCACUCGCCGCUGUAAUCAGGACACAUUCAAGGGACGAGGAGCAGUGCGACCUCGGCGCUCCAGAUGAUACAACGGUGACCAUCAGCAACAUUGCUCGUGUACAAGACACUCCAUGCGCUGAAUCUUCGUAA